Molecule: messenger RNA, 987 nt
Organism: Sphenostylis stenocarpa
Lineage: Eukaryota; Viridiplantae; Streptophyta; Magnoliopsida; Fabales; Fabaceae
Source: the annotation of a GenBank genome assembly
AUGGCGGCGUGUGUGACGGAUAUGGCUCAGGCCACCGUGUGCCGCAACGGUAUCGCGGCGGCACACUUAAAAGUGAUUUCCAUCUUCACAAUAUUUGUGACCAGCGUAGCCGGCGUUUCAGCUCCGGUCAUGCUAGCACGGUAUUUUCAAGGAAAGUCUCUCUAUGAUAUAGCCAUUUUGGUUAUCAAAUGCUUUGCUGCCGGUGUUAUUCUUGCAACUUCAUUGGUCCAUGUGUUGCCGGAUGCCUUUGCCGCGCUCUCUGAUUGUCAGGUGGCAUCACAACAUCCUUGGAAGGAUUUUCCCUUUGCUGGGCUGGUGACCCUGGGUGGGAUUCUGAUGGCUCUGCUGGUGGACACUGUUGCGAGCUCUCACGUGCAGCACACGCACUACACGCCAGUGGAGACGGAGGAGAAGGAGGGUGGCAGCGGAGCAUUGAGUAUCGAGCUGGUUAGUGGCGGUGGUGGCGGAGAAGUGGAGAGGGUGGAAGAGUUGAUGAGGUUGAAGCAGAGGCUGGUGUCGCAGGUGUUGGAGAUAGGGAUAAUCUUUCACUCUGUUAUCAUUGGAGUGACUAUGGGAAUGUCUCAGAAUGUUUGCACCAUUCGCCCACUCGUUGCUGCUUUGGCAUUUCAUCAGAUUUUCGAAGGCUUGGGUCUUGGUGGUUGCAUUGCUCAGGCAGGGUUUAGCUUUGGAACAACUGCGUACAUGUGCUUCAUGUUCUCAGUGACAACACCAAUGGGGAUAAUUUUGGGGAUGGUGUUAUUCUCAGUGACUGGUUAUGAUGAUAGUAACCCUAAAGCCUUGAUCAUGGAAGGUUUACUUGGUUCAGUUUCUUCAGGGAUACUAAUUUACAUGGCUCUUGUUGACCUCAUAGCAGUUGAUUUCUUUCAUAACAAGCUUAUGAACUCCAAUUUGUGGUUGAAAAAGCUCUCUUUUGUUGCAUUAACUCUUGGCUCUGCUUCAAUGUCUGUUCUAGCACUUUGGGCUUGA